This is a messenger RNA of Melopsittacus undulatus (budgerigar), 5134 nucleotides long. RefSeq names its product pleckstrin homology like domain family B member 2 (gene PHLDB2). Gene Ontology annotation, cellular component: basal cortex. The coding region runs from base 89 to 4093 and encodes 1334 amino acids. The transcript has 20 exons. The record is from RefSeq and is a predicted model, not a curated record. NCBI's taxonomy places the organism in Eukaryota, Metazoa, Chordata, Aves, Psittaciformes, Psittaculidae. Gene Ontology annotation, biological process: regulation of microtubule cytoskeleton organization.
CAGGACGAGGAUGAGGAGGUGAUGGGGGUCAAAAUUUAUUGGCUUCACUCGAAUUAGCAUUGUUUUAACCAUCCUGUAGAGGACGAAUAUGAUGCCAAACAGAAGCAACCUCUCCUCCUCCUUUCAGAAUGUUGCAUCAGAUUCCAGUAAGGUUAUGGCAGAGUAUAGCCACACACAAAACCAGAUGGAAUUACAAAAUGCUACUUUGGGAAAGGGUUCUGCGGUGAAUUCCCUUGAAAAUGGUCUCCAGGAUAUUAUGGAAAACCUCAACCAGAAGAAAUAUUCAUCAAGCCUCAAAUUUAAAACAAAUGGGGACUAUGCUGGCUCAUAUUUAACCCUCUCACAACCAAUGCCAGUUAAACCCAAUCCUUCCUCCAGUGUUAAAAAUGCACACUCUGUUACCAAACUUCAAGGAGGCAAGCAGUUCCCCUGUGAAAGCCCUUAUCUUCCGGAUAAAAGCAUCUCUGUAAAGCAUUUGGGUUCCCUAUCGGGCAUGCCUUCAUCCCUCAGUGGGUACAACCUAGGAAGGACAGACUUUGAUAUUCACGCCAGCAGAGAAAACAUAAAGUCCCUUGGACAGAUGGAUAAGUUCCACUACUCCAAGUACAGUCAGAAAAACAAAUCCUAUGACAAUGUCUACUUCCCGGGAAUGCUGGAGACAAAGAAGAUCUCGGGCUCUCUUCUGACCAUGUGGAAUGGAAGCUCAGGGAACGAGCUGAUGCUUUCACCAGCCAGCAAUUCAGGGGCAGCCAGCAUGCCUUCUAGCCCAAAGCAAGGCAGGAGGAUGAACGCUGAGGACAACCUGGCCCUUCACAUAAAACCAGUUAAGCACAAGGAUGUGAUGAUGGAGACUCUGGGUUCACGGCCUAGGAAAUAUUCCGGUGGCUCUCUAAGUCAUAUGGGGAUGUACAGUCGUUCCCUCCCCAGGCUCUAUAAAUCAACAGAAAACCAGCUGGUGCCAUUAAGUUUGCCCCCCAGAAGCUCUUUGGGUAAUACUAAAAGGAAGAAACUCGGAGACAAAGAUCUACCUCAGAACCUUUUAGAUGCUGACAAUUACCUGAACUUCUCUUCCUGCAGCUCAGGGGUUUCACCACACAACAACUCGAUCACUGCCAGUAAUUCCUAUGCCAGUUCAACGCUCAGUGUUCCUGCCAGCCCUCGAGUUGCCAAGAAAAUGCUUUUAGCACCUUCUUCCCCCUAUCUCCCUGAUGACUUUGAUAGACUUGGGCUCUCAGGAACAAGUCCCAGUAGCUCUUUUUCCCCGGUGGAUUUUGACAGGUCGUUCUCUGUCCGAAGGAACCUUUCCACCAGCUCUGUGGAACUCGAUGACCCAGAGCUGGAAAGUUACAGGCAGACGCCAAACUCACUGCAAAUGUCCAUGCGAGAGAGGAAGAACAGCAUUAGCUCCAUUUCAGGAAGAGAAGACCUCAUGGACUAUCACAGGAGGCAGAGGGAAGAGCGGCUUCGGGAGCAGGAGAUGGAGCGGCUGGAACGACAGCGGCUGGAGACGAUCCUCAACCUGUGUGCGGAAUACUCCAAAUCUGACAGUGACCCAGCUGCGGCCACAACAGUUGCUGAUGUCCAGAAGAUUAACAAAGAACUGGAAAAGCUUCAGCUCUCCGAUGAGGAUUCGGUGUUCGAAGACUCCCAGAUGAGUCUGGAAACCAGGUUCAGGAGCCACCUGAAGUCAUCUGCAAGUGAUUCUGAUUUCUCGGAGCUGAGCAGCCACAGUCGUGGCACUGCUGCCCUCCUCUCCUCUAGAGGGUUGAGAGCUGAGGAGCACUUCAAUGAUGGUGCAAAGUCACCUCCUUUCGCUGCUCCUGGAUUCCUGAAGGAUGCCACUGAAUCCUCCUACCUGAGCAUCACACCAAAGAUACCAGAGUGCACAAGUGAUGAGCAGAGAGGGCAGGAGCUUGGUCGACUGGAGGAGGAGCGCAUAGUAAUACUAAAUAACUUGGAAGAACUUGAGCAGAAGAUCAAAGAUUUAAAUGACCAGAUGGAUGAAUCUUCCAGAGAGCUGGAUAUGGAAUGUGCCCUUUUGGAUGGGGAACAGAAAUCUGAAACAACAGAGCUGCUGAAAGAGAAGGAAAUACUGGAUCAUCUAAACAGAAAAAUAGCUGAGCUGGAGAGAAAUGUUAUUGGUGAAAAGACAAAGGAGAAAUUAAAACUUGAUGCUGAGAGGGAAAAACUAGAGAGGCUUCAGGAGCUUUACUCCGAGCAGAAGACGCAGCUUGAUAAUUGCCCUGAGUCCAUGAGGGAACAAUUACAGCAGCAGCUCAAGAGGGAUGCUGAUCUUCUGGACAUAGAAAGCAAACACUUUGAAGAUUUGGAAUUUCAGCAGCUUGAACAUGAGAGCAGGUUAGAUGAAGAGAAGGAAAAUCUGACACAACAGCUCCUGCAUGAAGUGGCCGAGUAUCAGCGCAGCAUUGUCAGUAGAAAGGAAAAGAUAUCUGCUCUCAAGAAACAAGCAAAUCAUAUUGUCCAACAAGCACAAAGAGAACAAGAUCAUUUCGUAAAAGAGAAAAACAACUUAAUAAUGAUGCUGCAAAGAGAAAAAGAGAAUCUCUGUAAUCUGGAAAAGAAGUAUUCCACACUUUCCGGAGGAAAGGGAUUUCCUAUCAGUCCCAAUAGUCUAAAAGAGGGCUAUAUCAGUGUAAGUGAAAUUAGUGAGCUGUAUGGCAAUUCCACGAAUAGACCCCCUUCCACUCAGCCCCCCACAGAUGCUGAAGCAGUUGCCACUGAGCCUUCCACGGCUGUGCUGACGAGCCAGCCACAAAAUAAAGAGCUAAGAUCACCUCUCUGUUCUGGAUUUGUGUUUCCUCACUCUCUUUCUCCUCGCUCUAUUGCUCAACUUCCAUCAGUCCAUUGGCCUGAGGUCAUGGCUACUCAUGUAGAUCCUAUUCCUUUAUCUGACACACCUCCACCUCUGCCAGCUAAGAAACACCGCAGGCAACAACAGCAUUUCAGAAACCUGGAAGAGCGAAAGAAGCAGCACAGGGAAGGCAUGUACAUGAGUGAUACUUUACCUCGCAAGAAAACAACUCCAACCGUAUCACCGCACUUCAAUAGCUCUACGCUUGGACGAAACAUUGCAUCUAAAGGCCAUUUACCAUUAGGACAGAGCAACAGCUGUGGGAGUGUCCUCCCUCACUGCCUGGCAACCAUGACCAAAGAGUCAGAGUCAAGACGGAUGCACAAAGGGUACAACCAUCAUCGCAUCUGUGAAAACCAAAGGCAGAAGUCUCCCGAAUUCUACAGCCGAACAGCAUCCGAAUCAAACGUGUACUUGAACAGUUUCCAUUACCCAGAUCGCAGUUACAAGGACCACACCUUUGAUACAUUAAGCUUAGACAGUUCUGACAGCAUGGAGACAAGCAUAUCGGCGUGUUCACCAGAUAACAUUUCCAGUGCUAGCACUUCAAAUGUUGCGAGAAUAGAAGAGAUGGAGCGACUUCUGAAACAAGCGCACGCUGAGAAGACUAGGCUGCUUGAGAGCAGGGAACGGGAGAUGGAAGCUAAAAAACGAGCUCUGGAGGAAGAGAAGCGCCGCAGAGAGCAACUGGAGAAAAGACUGGAAGAAGAAACCAGCCAGAGGCAAAAACUGAUUGAAAAGGAAGUCAAAAUACGUGAGAAACAAAGAGCACAGGCCCGUCCCUUGACUCGCUAUUUGCCUGUUAGGAAAGAAGACUUUGACCUACGAAGUCACAUCGAAACAGCCGGUCACAACAUAGAGACCUGUUACCAUGUGUCCCUCACAGAGAAGACCUGCAGAGGCUUUCUCAUUAAAAUGGGAGGAAAAAUCAAAACGUGGAAAAAACGGUGGUUUGUUUUUGACAGAAACAAGAGAACUUUUACUUAUUAUGCAGACAAACACGAAACUAAAUUAAAAGGCGUAAUAUAUUUUCAAGCUAUUGAAGAAGUCUAUUAUGACCAUCUAAAGAAUGCAUACAAGAGUCCCAACCCCUUGCUCACUUUCAGUGUUAAGACACAUGACCGGAUAUACUAUAUGGUCGCUCCUUCGCCAGAAGCCAUGAGGAUAUGGAUGGAUGUUAUUGUUACAGGCGCAGAAGGCUACACCCACUUCAUGUUAUAAUAAAAGGGGGCAAUAGGGCAUACUGCAAUAACAUAACAUAUGAAGUUAGCCAUAUGUAGUGGAAUCUGAAAAGCCAGUGAAUAUUCUGAAACAUCCUCCUUAUGAUGUGCACCUGAAACCUCAGAAUAAGAGGGGUUUACAAAUGCAUUGAAAAGGGGGGGGGAGGUUUACUUCUUUUAGUUGAUCUUUAUAGGAGUGAAAGAGCUAAACUGUUGAGAGACUCAUAGUGCUCCAAAAUGGAUAAUGAGGCAAUUUUAAUUACAGCAUCUUGACUGAACGAUAGUUUCCUACAAACUCUCUUACAAUGGAGAGCAUCUUCAUAAAUUCAUACUAAACCGUUUACAAAUGCUCUCAUCAGGGUGCAACAAGUCUAGAAAUGGAACACAAAGUUGUAAUAAGCAUAUAUUUUAAUAUGCACCAUUUGACAUUUAUAGACAAUUAGGUGGCUUAAAAACUUUUAGUCAAGUAUUUUAUAAGAAGAUUAAAAAGCAACCCUAAGGUACACACAGUUCUUGCCUUAGUCGUUAAAUAUUACAACAGAGCCAAAGAGUUACAUGAUUCCCUUAUCAUAAUGUUUUCAUAAUGUUAGUUGUACCUAACUUUCUGUAAGGGGACAGUGCCAAAACUCUUCAUGACUUUUAAUGUCAUUAAAUUGUUAUGAUAUUCUGUGUGUUCAGACACUCAGGAACACCAACUCUAUGUUUAAAGUGUGCAUCUAUGGAGCUCAGCAAAAAGAGGGAGAAGGAUAGCUUUAUAAAGAUGCAUUUUUCCACAUGGAUAUGAAAUGGAAACACAUCUAUUAGCUUCCUCAUAAGGAGUUGUUCGGGUAUCUUUAAUUUUCCUGCUGAAUAAGGUGAUUCCAGCCCCGACAGCAAGUUUCUUUUACCUGAUAUGGUCACAGUGUGGUUCUAACCUUACUCUGUCUUAGGUGAAAGCUGUACCGAAACCUCUCAAACACUGGUUCCCUUGAAGCCAGCAUCAAAAUCUCUACCUAAAUUCUUUGUAGCCAAUUAUUCAGCCCCAGACAGUGUUUUUUGGUUU